Molecule: messenger RNA, 1839 nt
Organism: Striga hermonthica
Lineage: Eukaryota; Viridiplantae; Streptophyta; Magnoliopsida; Lamiales; Orobanchaceae
Source: the annotation of a GenBank genome assembly
AUGUCAGAGGCUGCGAGGAUGCUUAACCCUUGGUGUUUCCAUUUCCAGAAGCUCGGGCUCGAGCUCAAGUGCCCCGUCUGUUUGAAUUUGCUGUACAAGCCCGUUUUGCUUCCUUGCAAUCACAUCUUCUGCAAUUCUUGUGUCCCUGCAAUAUCCCAAUUUACCAACCAGUGUCCUGCAUGUCAGCAGCAAUUUACCAAUCAAGAUAUCCGGCCCGCUUCUCAUUUGGAGAAUAUUGUUUCCAUUUACAAAAAUCUGGACUCAACAUUCAACUCUUCUGUGUUGCCACUUUUAUCUAAUGCAUCCAAAGAGGAGGGUAAUCAUACUGGUGCUCUGAUAAUUAACCGGAUUUCAGGCGGACUUGAGUUAACUAAAUGUUCUGUGUCAGAAGAGACUGAUCUGAAUCAUGCUCCAGAUAUGUCUCCUUCCUCCUGUGAGGAUGUCAAACAGGCAGGUCACAAAAAUGAAGCAGGAAGCACAACUGGGGGAACACCAAUCCAUCCAGUCAAGAAACCAGCUAGUGAAAUGGGUGAUAAAGAUGCAUCUCAUACUAGGGAACUUAAGAGACAAAAGAAACUGGACUAUGAAUUAGCUGAUGCAGCUUUGCAUAAACACGGGCAAAGCCAGCAAAUAACUUCCCAUACCGAUCAAGCUUCAGUUUCCAACUAUAAUGAGGAAUGCAAAUCUAAGGAAGUAACCUGUGAUGUUUCAGAUUUGAAUGGAAGUGUUUGUGCAUUUUGCCAUUCCUCUACAAUCACAGAAGCAACUGGCCCGAUGCUGUACUAUGCAGAUGGAAAGGAGGUAGCAAGAGAAGCUGCUUUUCCAAAUGCUAUCCCGGUUCAUAAUAAAUGCAUAUUAUGGACUCCUAAAGUGUAUUAUGAAGGGGAAAAAAUUAAGAACUUAGAGUCUGAGCUGUUGAGAGCUUCUAAGCUCAAGUGCAGUAGCUGUGGCUCAAAAGGAGCUGCACUUGGCUGCUAUGCUAAGUCUUGCAGGAAAACUUAUCACGUUCCGUGUGCUGUGGAAGUACCAAACUGUAAAUGGGAUUGUGAUGACUACUUAAUGUUGUGUCCUCUUCACAAAUCGGUAAAAUUUCCAAAUGAAAAGUCAUCCAAGUCUAGAAAGCAUCAUAGUGAACAGAAGCCCUCCUUGCCUAUGCAAAUUGCUUCUGAACAGUCGAACUUUUGGUCAAACCACCCAACUGGGCCUCAAGAGUGGGUCUUGUGUGGAUCUUCUUUGUCAUCAGAUGAUAAGUGUUUGUUGGUUGAGUUUGCUUCAAUAUGUGGUGCUACUGUGUUCAAGUUUUGGAACCCAAAUGUUACCCAUGUGAUUGCAGCCACAGAUGAAAAUGGCGCAUGCAGUAGAACUUUGAAAGUUCUCAUGGGGAUUUUGAAUGGGAGAUGGAUCCUUACUAUUGAUUGGAUAAAAGCUUGCAUGGAAGCAAAUGCAUAUGUGGGUGAAGAGCCAUAUGAAGUUAGUCUAGACAACCAUGGUUGUCGUGGUGGGCCCAAAAGUGGCAGAUUGAGGGCGUUGAAUAAUGCUCCAAAGCUUUUCGAUAAGUUCAACUUCUAUUUUUGUGGGGAGUUUGUCCCAUCUUACAAGAGCGACCUCUUGGAGUUGGUCCGAGUUGGUGGAGGUACAAUUAUUACGAGCUUGGAGGGUAUGGUUGAACAAAACAAGCAUGAUCAACAAGCGGCUGCUACAACUUUUGUUGUCUACAAUAAUGAUUACCCUCAAGGCUUCAUCUCAAAAGAUGGUGAUAUUGAUGCUCGGGUCAUUCCACACAUAUGGAUCUUGGAGUCAAUAGCUGCAUGUCGGGUUUUGUCAGUUCCUUUAUGUUGA